AACCCUUUGAAGUGAAAGUGUUCAAUAUGUGCGCCACUUGCUUUUUAUUUUUUUGCCCAACACUGAAGAACAAUCGAUGGUUUACUUACCAACACUGCUGGACGGAGUUCCAGACAUGACAGGUGAAUUUAUUACAUAUGUGUGUGUUGUGAUUAAUCAGUGAAAAUUGCGUAAUAUUUCUCUAAAAAUUGUGGGACAAAUCUAAAACCGAGGGCAGUCUUAUGCAGGAAAAGGGAAGAUCAGAAAAAUAGAAACCAUCCUAAGACAUAAUGAAGCCUUUUAGAUCGGCACUUUAAGAGCCCCUUUCACCCAACCCAAAAAUCGAAUCCCCAUUCGCGUGGCGUUCAGUUUGCUGUCAACUCUUUGCUUACUAGGAGUGACAGAUUAAGGUACCGGACACACAACAUAUUCUUUAGCAAUCCGCGUUUGCGUACGCACAUAUAUAUAGAUAUAUGUCGUUUGGAUCGUGAUUUGGCCGUAUCGGUAGCAAUGUCCACUGCCCUGGCAAUGGCAGCAGCGGCAUCCUCGAGUGCCACGGCAGCAGCAGCAACAACGACGACCACUAGCAACACCACCAACACCACAGCGUCUCCGGCAACAACCACCAACCAUCCCACGCACACCGUCACCACAACGAAGAUCGUACCAACGUCUGGAGGAGGAGCCGUAUUCAUGGAACCGGCUCCAAUUUUGGAAGUCAAAGAACCUGCAAGGGAUGAGGUGGACGAUUUUGGGCCACCAUUAGAGCUCAGUGCGCCGAAGCCGCGGAGGCAGCGCAAAACCACAGUGGUGCACACAUGCCCCCGACCACCGGGGGGCUACAAGUACUCCAUGGAGUUUCUCUACGGGAUCGGCAGCGGCAUGGCUGGAGUUACCCUCAAUAUACCCACGCCCUCCUCUAUAACGCCAAGAACUUUGAGGACCACGGCUCCCCUACUAACCACCCACAUGCCCUUUCUCUCCACCAUGGGCGUGCCAACACCGCGUUCCGCUGGCUGCAGUACGUCGGGAAUUCGUUAUGCCGCUGGAAUGGGUAUGCCAGGAGUGCCUGGAGGAGGAGCUGCGGCGGGAGCUGCAUCAACAAGCACAACAAUGACAACGCCGAGUUCCCCGGCAGGAUCUGGGGCAGAGGGAGUGACAGGAUCCGUCUCAUCUGGUUCCCUACCAACCGGUGCAGCGGGCGGAAUACCGGCUGCACAGUUCAUUUACCAGGGAUACCUGCCAACUGGACCCCAGCGUCGUUUGUGGCACACGGAGAACGCCGUCUGGCAGUUCGAUCGGAAUUAUCCCUACAAUCAGGCUUAUUCCUCGCAGUACGGAAUACCAAUGAUGCCGGUGGGCUUUGAGCAUCCAUAUGGUCAGAGGAUUAUAUAUCCGGGCUACUACAAUCAGGCCACUGCUGGAUUACACGCUACGGUGCCGGGAAUGUCGAGAACCAGUCGCCAUGUGACCACCCAGCAGCCACAUUUGUUGGCCCAACCAGCGGUUCCAGGAGACGCUAAUGAGGAAUCCCCUCCCAGCCUAACGAAUACUCCUCAGGUAAGCAGCCCCUGGCGCUAUGGAAGACCUGGAGCACACCGCGAUCGCAUGGGAUCGGCAAGACAGGGAGUGGCCACUGCCGCGGGUACGACUGUCUUCCACAGGGAUUCCAAGACCUUCUACAAUAGCAUCACCGGCGGAAUGGGUGGAGGACCUCGAUACAAAGCACCGUUUGUGGCAAAUCCCCGUAGCUUCCAGAGCGUCGGAACUGUACCUGCUGGAGGAGCAGGAACCACCACCGUGGUGGCCGCAGGAGCUACUCCAUCAACAGCAGCAGCUAGCUCCAAUGAGCCAGCAAGCCCGGCCAACAAUCGCAGCAAUCAGGGAGCUUCGACCCAAAACUUUUCCAGAAAUCGUCACAAUUCCAAGAGAGGCGGCAAGAAUUCGGUGGGCAAGGAGCAGCAGACUUCUAACUCCUCGGGUUCCCUGUCCAAUUCCUCCUCGAAAUCGGCACUAGACAAGCAUCCCACCAGUUCUAGUACCUCGAUUUCGCCUAGCAAGCAUCCCAAUCGCAUCUAUAGGAAUCGAAUGCGUUACAAUGCCAAUGAGCCAAUUGAGCAGAAACCCCAAGCUACUGCAGCUCCAAUGAAUAACAAUUACCAACCGCCACAGCAACUGCAAAAUGCAGGGCGCAGGGCUUCCAAGUUCCAGGGGGGAAAUGCCUAUCAAGGACACACAGCCAAUCGACAGCAAUCACGCUACUAUCAAUCCCGACACAUGGACGCCUAUGUCUAUCAACCCGGUCACUAUAUGGUCUAUUCAUCCGGAACACCAGUUCUGGGAGCCGCAGGAGGUAUGGGAGGAGGAGCAGCAGGUGGUGGAGUACCCAUGCCAGGGGUGGCAGGAGCAGGAUCUUCUGGAGGAGGAGGAGGAGCAGGAGCAGUUGGAGGAGGAGCAGCCACGGUCACGGCCAGCAGCGCCACCUCGGAGGGCGAGCAGCCGCUGGACUCGGACUUUGAUCAGCGCCAGGAAUAUGCUGACUUGGGUCUGGAUCCAGCCAAUGGCGGCUUCUCCUCCGACCUGGAGCCGCACAAUUUCAAGCAGGACACCUCCGAAAUGGACGCCUACUCUUGUCUGCUAUCGCAUCCGAGUUCCGAAGUGGACGGCGAUGACGGCCACUCUUUCGCCAGCUUGGCUGCCAGUGGGCAGAGCGAUGUGACCGAGAGUGACCUUAGUGAUGCCUCCGUGGAGUCGGUUGUGCGCGAUAUAAUGGUCAGUUGUUUAGCCAAGGCCACCGGAGCCCAGGAGCCCGAUCUAAGUGGGCCGAAUCUGGUGCCCUACGGCGACAUGCAUCACCUCAAGGAGCUGGAGAGGAAGUCGCAGCAAACUGGACUCAUAAACGGCUACAGGAGCCAUGUGCACCACUCCUUCAGUCCCAGAGGAAUGAGUUGCUGCGGGGAUAUGCUAAGUCAACCCGCAGAUGAUUUGGUCUACAAACUGGACCCGAAUCAGCAGGAUGUCUAUGAUUCUGGAAAGAGCCUUUUGAAGGAGAUCGCCGAGGAGCCCGACAACAUCUCGGUGGCCUCCAAUCUCUCCUGCAGUCCAUCCGCCUGCUCCAGCAAAAGUGCAAUGGCUCCCAGUUCCCUCAAGGUCAAUAGCAUAAUGCCAGAAGAAAUCACUGAAGAAGAACUUCCCUUGGUGAUUCACAAUCGGUAUUGGCGCGAAUUCUUUGGCUAUACGCCAGCGGAUCGUUUUUUGCUGCGAGCCAAGCAGGUGGAAAUGAAAAGACCACCGAAAACCCUGGCCAACAGGAGCAAAUGGGAGCCCCUGUCCAUUUCCAUCUGGAGAAAGUUUCUCGAGGCCCAGCAGACGAGCCACAUCUACAAGACCAAGAUGCGGCUGUGGCGUUCCAUUUACACUGUGGCAAUGACGAGCUAUCCAAGAUAUGGUCUAUAUUUGGUUGGCUCCACUAUCUCCUACUUUGGCUCCAAGUGCUCGGACAUGGACAUUUGCAUGCUGGCCUGCACAAAUCCCAACAUCGAUCCCCGCAUGGAGGCCGUCUAUCAUUUGCAGUUGAUGAAGGAGCUGCUGAACCGCACAAAUAUGUUCCAGGACUUUAAUCUCAUCGAGGCGCGAGUGCCCAUACUCCGAUUCACCGACCGGCGACACAAGGUGGAGGUGGACAUAAACUUUAACAACUCCGUUGGGAUCAGGAACACCCAUCUCCUGUACUGCUAUUCCCAGCUGGAGUGGCGAGUUCGUCCGAUGGCCCUGACUGUGAAGCAGUGGGCCCAGUACCACAACAUCAACAAUGCCAAGAACAUGACCAUAUCGAGCUAUUCCCUCAUGCUGAUGGUCAUACACUUUCUGCAGGUCGGAGUGAAUCCCCCCGUGCUGCCAUGUCUGCACAAGCUGUAUCCGGAUAAGUUUGGACUGCUGCAUCCCAGUGAUUUCGGAUACGUGGACAUGAACGAGGUGGUGGCUCCGUUUCAGUCGGAGAACACCCAGUCCCUGGGUGAGCUGAUGCUGAGUUUCCUGCACUACUACAGCGUGUUUGAGUACGGCAAGUAUGCCAUCUCCAUAAGAGUGGGUGGAGUUCUGCCCAUCGACGUUUGCCGCGCCGCGACUGCACCCAAAAACGACAUACACCAAUGGAACGAGCUGUGCAUCGAGGAGCCCUUCGAUCAGACGAAUACAGCGAGAUCGGUGUACGAUUCGGAUACCUUUGAGCGCAUCAGGGCCAUCUUUGUGGCCAGCUACCGGAGGCUGGAGUCGACGAGGAAUCUCAGUUCCAUAUUCGAGGGCUACGACGGACCCACAAUCCUGAUGCAACAGCCCUCAGUGGACUCGGAGAACGAGUUCUACGAGAGUCAGCACCAUCAUUUGAUGGCCAACAGAGGCUCCUCCAGAUCCAACAGCAAAAUGCCCUCGCCCAGACCAUCGAAACUAAUGGUGGACAAAGCAACGACAGCCAUUUGGAGUGAUAUCAAUAGAAAACCAGACCAGAGAAACAAGGUCUCCAAGGAUAUGCGGUCCAAAGAGGACUCUGUGGUCACCCAGCCACACCCUGCAUAAAAAAAAAAAUAUUACCAUAUAUAGAAACCAAACCCAAAAAUACACAGCACACAAAACGCACACCAUCUUAAUGAGAAGAAAUACUUUUAUAUUCCUACGCUAGUCGGGAUGUAGAAAAAAAUUGCAAGGUUGUGAACGGAAGUUUUUUGUAGUAGUUGCCGGACGCUUUUAAACCGAUUUAAAUUUGACGUUGGAUAAUUUAUAUGUAAAGUAGGAAAUUAGAUGAUUUCGAUUCACUAUCUGUGAAAUGACCAAAUAAAUAACGACACAUCUAUCUCAACGCAAAGUCGGUCGCAAAAAAAACACUAAAAUCUGCAAAAAUGCAAGAAAGAGUUUCAAGUGUUUGCGUACCUCACAAGCUUCAUCUCAAGAUAAUUGCUAAAAAAAACAAAGCCUGGAAAAAGGAGUAUCUAAAAAUCCAAAAAAAAAACAAAAUUCAAAAAUGUUAAAAAAUAUAUAAAAACAAUUUUGUACGUAGUAGGAAAAUAUACAUUUUCACGAUUCCUACUUUUUAUACAGGAGGCAUAGGGUUUGUAGGUGACAUAAAUCAUAAUAACAGAAAAAACACAAAACAAAAAAAAACUUAAAACGAACAAAAUGUAUCACAAAAACGACAAAAUUUGUAACAAAACAGUGUAAAAUUUAAAAACCGCGCCAAUCUUCACAAAAAAGCUCACGAGUUAAACGGCAGGGUGGAUAGCCCAGCCCAGAACUUGAAUUAACCUGAUGAUAGCGCCAAAAAAAUGUUAUAAAAUAAAAGCCCGAACAGGAAA
Drosophila biarmipes is the source of this 5327-nucleotide messenger RNA. It is a transcript of the gene Gld2, whose product is annotated as poly(A) RNA polymerase gld-2 homolog A. Gene Ontology annotation, cellular component: cytosol. Bases 490 to 4554 code for a protein of 1354 amino acids. Gene Ontology annotation, molecular function: poly(A) RNA polymerase activity. The transcript is spliced from 4 exons. Lineage: Eukaryota; Metazoa; Arthropoda; Insecta; Diptera; Drosophilidae. The record is from RefSeq and is a predicted model, not a curated record.